Messenger RNA from Paraphaeosphaeria sporulosa, 846 nucleotides. RefSeq names its product NAD(P)-binding protein. Gene Ontology annotation, molecular function: oxidoreductase activity. Lineage: Eukaryota; Fungi; Ascomycota; Dothideomycetes; Pleosporales; Didymosphaeriaceae. The transcript has 2 exons. The coding region runs from base 1 to 846 and encodes 281 amino acids. The record is from RefSeq and is a predicted model, not a curated record.
AUGCAGGACAUUUCAACAGAACCUCCAUCUCGUGGCUUCAAAGGCAAGGUGGCCAUCGUCACCGGCGCCGGUUGUGUUGGAAACGGCGUCGGAAAUGGACGCGCAAUAACCAUAAUGCUUGCCGACGAAGGCUGCAAUGUUCUCUGCUUAGAUAUGGACUUCCAAAAUGCCGAGAGGACAGUGUUGAUGGCGAAUGCAAAACCUGGUCGCGGUAAAGCUGUGGCAUUCCAGUGCGACGUCUCCAAAGCGCAGGACUGUGAGGCCUCCGUGCAACUUGCGUUGAAAGAGUUUGGAAGACUGGACAUCCUGGUUAAUAAUGUUGGGAUAGGAGGCGCGCAGGGUACCGCGGUAGAUGUGGACAUGGAAGCGUUCGCCAAGGGCCUGGAGGUGAACAUAUCGAGCAUGGUACUCAUGGCGAAGUACGCCAUCCCUGCAAUGAUGAAAAAUGAAGGUCCAGUAAGAGGGAGCAUAGUGAAUAUGGGAAGUGUGGCAGGUUUGAAGGGAGGGACGCCGCAUCUCUUGUAUCCCACUAGCAAAGGCGCCGUGGUGAAUAUGACGAGAGCGAUGGCCGCACAUCACGCGGAAAGUGGGAUACGGGUGAAUUGUGUAUGCCCUGGUAUGUUGUACACCCCCAUGAUGUACGCGAAAGGGAUGAGCGAGGAGGCGCGAGAUGCACGGAAAAAGAGGAGUCUCCUCGGCACAGAGGGGAACGCAUGGGACGCAGCAUGCGCUGUGGUUUUCCUUGCCAGUGAUCACGCGAGAUGGAUCACAGGCACGAUAUUGCCUGUCGAUGCAGGUGCGACUGCUGCAGUUGGGAUCGGGAUGCCGAGGGGCACAAGCGUAUGA